Gigantopelta aegis is the source of this 2585-nucleotide messenger RNA. RefSeq names its product prolactin-releasing peptide receptor-like. Bases 1253 to 2440 code for a protein of 395 amino acids. The transcript has 3 exons. Gene Ontology annotation, biological process: G protein-coupled receptor signaling pathway. NCBI's taxonomy places the organism in Eukaryota, Metazoa, Mollusca, Gastropoda, Neomphalida, Peltospiridae. The record is from RefSeq and is a predicted model, not a curated record. Gene Ontology annotation, cellular component: membrane. Gene Ontology annotation, molecular function: G protein-coupled receptor activity.
UGUGGUCUACCCGGUCGGGGGCGAUUAGCUGUGGUGCUCGUUUGUUGUACUCGUGUCCGCAGAUCAUAAAUUGCCCGUCGACUGUAACCCAACGCCCUUGCAAUGUCAGCUACUGACGUUCCCGCGUGCAACAUGCCGACGGCACGUUCACGUUGCACAUUUGUGAGGCGUGGUAUCGAAGCGGGUGAGAAAUCGUCAGCGGCUUCUGGGAAACGUCAGAGAAAUCGUUCUAGAUGGUGGUUCUUCUAAGACUCGGUAUUUAAAAUCUGGACACCACUGGCUGUUGUUUACUUUUAAUGAGUACACUAAUGGACUUGAAAAUCUCACCAGUUGUCGCCCUUGUGAGUGAACAUUGUUAUCAAGAUACAGUGAGUACAGUUUAGAGAUCUGAAAUAAACCAAAAACAAACGAAGUGAACAAAGUGGACACAGUGCUGGAUUACAACGGAAAACUUCAAGUAUUCGUCUUCGAGGACGACCAGUAUUUUCUAUGGUUAUAACCCACUACGCCAUAGUUAGCGAGUACAGUAUGCGAAUGGAAGAUACUGUUAUAUUGUUGAAAGAAUUUAAAUAUCUACGAGUUUAAUUGAAGAGUGAAAGAAUCUAGCAAGCGAUCGCGAGUAGACUCUGGGAUUGCAUCUCAGACGUUAAUAUGAACUACCAAGAAGUGAUUCAUAAUAAAUACGUGAUUACAUCUCGUUUAUUUGAGGACCGCCGCUUUGUUUACAUAGGUUGUUUAGCAGUAUAACAUUACACUGAUCACUGAAAGCUAAAAUACUCAACAACUACUGAUUUGAGCAUCGCACGUUCUGGUUCAGCUCAUUUGUUAAUACGUCUGGCACGACUGUUACGUAAUUUAAAAACAAUCCACACGCUGAUAACAGUACAGGAUCAAAGUAAUAAAGGACAUUCUGAAAAACGUAAUAAGCCAUAGUUUUCGGUAAAACCCCCCACAACAAAACAAAAACAAAACCCCACCAAAAACUCCCUAAACAAACAACCAACCAGCUCAGAUAACAACCUCAAAACACCAGGUUAUAUUGUCCAUUAUCAUCUAUGAGUUGGUAGGAUUGAACAAUAAAGACCAUACCAAGCCAUAGUUUCGAGGAUACCUACUAACUGAGCUUGAUAAAGACGUGGAACAUUCUUCCAAAUCGCAAAGUUAAUUCCCAACUAUAGUUCUGAGUUUAUUUGCUAACCGACCUCAGUAAAAACAAUUAUUACCUUUUUUCGAAGCCAAAAGUGUGGGGAAAAUGUCUGGUAUAAUCUAUGAGAACCAGUUGCGCUUGCAACUGAUAAAACGCUGGCUUGAAGCGAAUAACAAGACAGAGGUUUUUACUGAACUCAACAUCAGACCCUCUAUUCAGUGCUUGCUGCCUCUUUUCGUGUGUCUGUUUUCGCUCGUUGCCGUUAUUGGAAUCGUUGGCAACAUUUCCAUCAUUGUCGUGAUUGUUCGUCAAAAGCUGUACGACGACAAUACGUUCUUCCUAGUGGGAAACCUCGCCCUCUGCGAACUGAUCAGAUGCGUCAUCGUUCUCCCCGCUAGUGCCAUACAGCUCUUCCUCCACAACUGGCACUUCGGUCCGGCAAUGUGUUCACUUUUACCCAUCAUACAAUGGUGCCCUAUUUUUGUGACUUGUUUAACGUUUCUUGCUUUAAGCAUUGUCCGGAUGUGGGUGUUUGUGCGGAUACGCCUCCCUCUACCACUUUGGGUGAUGUGUCUGUGUUCACUGUUAACAUGGGGCUCUGCGAUUUGCGUGACCACACCUUUUAUUGUGUACAUGACGACACUCGACAUCUCUGAUUACCUUGGACCGAGGUUCAGUGGGUUGGGAAUAUGUACGUUGAAACAGAACAGCCAAACAAAGAUGGCGCACCUGAUCCCUGCGAUGUAUGUCCUGAUGUUUCUGUUACCCAUGAUCAUCACGUGUGUUAUGUUCUUUAUUAUUCUCUUCAAAGCAGACGUCCACAAGUCGAAGCCAAGAGCUGUAAAUAACCUACCAUUAAAUAUUACGUUCGGCGAAGAGACAGCAGAAGACCAGCGCUUGAGAGAAGUUAGAGAGUCCAACACGAGGGUUACCGGGGUCGAAUCCAGUUCUCUGGCUCGUCAGCGCAUGUCUGCACCAACAGGAAGUCAGCUGGAGCUGACCAACGAGCAACGAACAAACAAAUAUCUAGUGAUCAUGACAAUACUGUUUGCCGUCUUGUGGCUGCCAUUUUUAACGUUCUUUACAACCACGUGGUCUGCUGAUGGGCCAUAUCCGAUAGAGAGGGAAGAUUACAAAGACGUUCUUAACGUCGUCUUUCUGGUCUUAGGCUUUCUCUCUUCCGUGUUUGUUCCAGUGGUGUUCUCUUUGUGGCAAAUGUCGACUGAACGAAAACAAAAAAUAAAAUCAGUCUUCCGAUUUCCGAAAUGGCGAAAGAACAGAGCAGGACAAUGAAUUCAGACUUUCGAUUUUGAUAUAAUUAUGUUAAUAAACCAGCAGAUGUAGAUGUUGGUUGUUUACCAUUUUGAAUUACAAAUGUUAAAUAGUUACUUCAUGACCUUUUAGUAUGUCUACAUUGUUAAUAAAACAUGGCUUGUAA